AUGGGUCACGAGGAUGCUGUGUAUCUUGCCAAGCUGGCCGAGCAGGCUGAGCGCUACGAGGAGAUGGUCGAGAACAUGAAGAUUGUCGCCUCCGAGGACCGCGAUCUUACCGUCGAAGAGCGCAAUCUUCUUUCCGUCGCCUACAAGAACGUCAUCGGUGCCCGCCGUGCCUCCUGGAGAAUCGUUACCUCCAUUGAGCAGAAGGAGGAGUCCAAGGCCAGCUCGCCCCAGGUCGGCCUUAUCAAGGAGUACCGUCAGAAGAUCGAGGCGGAGCUGGCUAAGAUCUGCGACGACAUCCUCGAUGUUCUGGACAAGCACCUCAUCCCGUCUGCCAAGUCCGGCGAGUCCAAGGUAUUCUACCACAAGAUGAAGGGUGACUACCACCGCUACCUGGCCGAGUUCGCCAUUGGUGACCGACGAAAGGAGUCCGCCGACAAGUCUCUCGAGGCCUACAAGGCUGCCACCGAGGUUGCCCAGACUGAGCUGCCUCCCACGCACCCGAUCCGUCUCGGCCUCGCCCUCAACUUCUCCGUCUUCUACUACGAGAUCUUGAACGCUCCAGACCAGGCUUGCCAUCUUGCCAAGCAGGCUUUCGAUGAUGCUAUUGCUGAGCUUGACACCCUGAGCGAGGAGAGCUACAAGGACUCGACCCUCAUCAUGCAACUCCUCCGCGACAACUUGACUCUCUGGACUUCUUCUGAGGCUGAGCCUUCCGCGGAGUCAGGUGCUGCUGCUACUACGGAGGCAGACAAGACCGCCGAGGCACCCGCCGCCACCUCCGAGGAGCCCAAGGCUGCCGAGUAA
Messenger RNA from Anthostomella pinea, 804 nucleotides. The record is from the annotation of a GenBank genome assembly. NCBI's taxonomy places the organism in Eukaryota, Fungi, Ascomycota, Sordariomycetes, Xylariales, Xylariaceae.